AUGGAUGCUUCAGAUGUUGAGGAGCUAGAUGAUCUCAUCUCGAUGCUACAGAUCGAUCGUGAACCGGUUGCCUCAGAAUUGGAGGUCCUGAAAUCGAUCUAUGGAGAUGAUUCUGUGCAGAUAUGGCACCCUCCAGAAGGGAAAUCAAAUGAUGAUGCUGGUACUGUGCGGUAUGAAGUCGUCCUAAGUUUUCCCUCUCCCCACGAUGAGGUAUCCAUCAAGGUUUUAGUAUCCCUACCACCCUCCUACCCAUCGACGUCCACCCCCCAGCUGCAACUACUGUCGCGGUACAUCGGCGCUUUCGGAAUCGACUCUGUUCUUUUUGGAUCGGUACUGAAGACCUUCAUCUCCAUUAAUGGCGUAGAAUGGACGGAGGACAAUGUGUGUGUCUUUGAUGGCCUACAGAACGUUCUGGACAGAUGUAUACAGUGGUAUGAAGACCAUCUUAACGCAGACAAGGCGGAAGAACUGCUCCGGGAGGAUGAGAAGGAAUUGGCGCAUCCUGAUAAUCGAGCAGCAUUGGUGCCAAUACCACUAGUUGAUCCAGCGCCAUCUACUCCUAUCUCUUUGCCUAAAGGCGUAGAAAUAUUCGUUGCCGAGCCCAUAACGGAUCGUAAGAGCGCCUUCAUUGGCAGAGCGUGCUCAAUAUCGGAUCCCUCGAUGGUCCCCUUGAUUCUUUCUCAUCUUUCCUCCGAUCGGCGAAUAGCUAGAGCAGCACAUCCGAUUAUCAACGCGUGGCGGUGUCAAGUAGGAGGGCUCCUUCACCAAGAUAACGAUGAUGAUGGCGAGACUGCGGCCGGCGGACGUUUAGCACACUUACUUCAAAUACUGGACAUCAACAAUGUCCUUGUCAUAGUGACACGAUAUUUUGGAGGCAUCCAUCUUGGACCGGACCGGUUUAAGCACAUCAACCAGGCCGCUCGGAACGCGUUGGAAUUAGGCGGUUUUCUGGAUGAACCAGCUUCAAAAAAGUCGUCGGCGCGUGGACGCAAACAUUGA
This is a messenger RNA of Guyanagaster necrorhizus, 999 nucleotides long. Its product is annotated as UPF0029-domain-containing protein. The coding region runs from base 1 to 999 and encodes 332 amino acids. Lineage: Eukaryota; Fungi; Basidiomycota; Agaricomycetes; Agaricales; Physalacriaceae. Gene Ontology annotation, biological process: regulation of translational initiation; GCN2-mediated signaling. Gene Ontology annotation, molecular function: protein binding. The record is from RefSeq and is a predicted model, not a curated record. The transcript is spliced from 6 exons. Gene Ontology annotation, cellular component: cytoplasm.